Ziziphus jujuba (common jujube) is the source of this 822-nucleotide messenger RNA. Its product is annotated as MDIS1-interacting receptor like kinase 2-like. The coding region runs from base 1 to 822 and encodes 273 amino acids. Gene Ontology annotation, molecular function: ATP binding; protein kinase activity. The record is from RefSeq and is a predicted model, not a curated record. Gene Ontology annotation, biological process: protein phosphorylation. The transcript is spliced from 3 exons. Lineage: Eukaryota; Viridiplantae; Streptophyta; Magnoliopsida; Rosales; Rhamnaceae.
AUGGUUUAUGAAAAUAUCAUCGAAGCAACUGAGGAAUUCAACUCCAAAUAUUGCAUCGGAGAGGGAGGAACAGGGAGUGUUUACAAAGCAGAGUUAAGCACUGGUCAAGUUGUUGCUGUGAAAAAGCUUCAUGCAAAUACAGAUGGUGAUGAUCACGAGAUGUCUCAAUAUCUCAAAGCUUUUACAAUUGAGAUUCAAACAUUGACACAAAUACGACAUCUUAACAUAGUCAAGUUAUAUGGGUUCUAUUCACAUCCAAGACAAUCUUUUUUGGUUUAUGAGUUCAUAGAAGGUGGAAGUUUGCGAAAUGUACUAAAAAUGAAGAAGAAGCAAGAGCAUUUGAACAUGAUCAAGCUUAUGUUUCUGAUUUUGGGACUGCCAGACUUCUCAAUCCAGACUCAUCCAACUAGACUUCGUUUGCUAGAACUUUCAGAUAUGUUGCUCCAGGAAGUGAAUGAGAAAUGCGAUGUGUAUAGCUUUGGAGUUGUGACGUUGGAAAUACUUGGGGGUAGGCAUCCAGGAGAUCUCAUUUCAUCUCUUUCCUCUUCGUUAUCCUUAUCAUCAUCUAAAAAACCAGCUUACCAUCAAGUAGAAGUAAUGGAUGUUUUGGACCAGCGAUUAUCUGCUCCAUCGGAUCAAGAGGCUGGGAAAGUGCUCUAUCUUGCUAAGGUUGCAUUUGCAUGCUUGAAUGGCACUCCACAGUCUCAUCCAACAAUGAAACAGGUUGCUCAAAAGCUUUCAACUCAUACUCAUCAUUUGUUAAAACCUUUUGCUUUACAUACACUAGGAGAUCUACUUGAUUUCAGUGAUUCUACUUCCUGA